GCUUGCCAGGUGCUUCGGGCUUGGAUCUUUCGCUUCCUUGCAAAGAAAGCUUGGCACUUGGCCAAGCAUGAUGGUUUUGCAUCUUGCUUGUGAGUGAGCUGAACAAGGGUAACAACUGACCUCUUCUUGUGAUUGAGCCCUGGUCAAAUAACUACCGAGAUACUACUCGUAACUAGCUAGCCAGGAGCAAGCAAGCAAGGAAGGAAGCGACUAUACGGUGACGGGAACACCAGAAAAAAAGAUAGAAUAAUCGAAAGUCGAAAGGCUGAUUGAAAGAGUUUGAAGGAAUCAGCAAAGAAGGAAGAAUGUCGAGUGAAGCUAGUCAACGAAUGCAAUCCGAGGAUCUCGGGAUGUUUAUGGGGAUUGGAGGGUGUUGUCUCCUGUUCUUCUGGAUGCCCUGGAUUGUCUUAGAUCUAGUCUUUGCCGGUGGAGACUCUGAGUGCCUCACACAAGAGAUCACUGAGUACUCGAUAUCCAUGGAUCUUGCAACUUGGCUUCAAGUCCAAGCCGCCAUCAUGAUUGUGCUUGCUGGCAUUCUCAUGGUGGCGGCUAUCAUGGCUUGCUUCACGCCCAUUGGAGCAUUGCUCGGAGGAUGUGGACUGUGUCUACUCACCAUCCACCCUCUCUUCAGUAUGCCUUGGACCAUUGUUGGAGCGCUGAUGUUCUGGGGAGAACUGGACCCUGCUGGAACCUGUGACAGAGGGCUCACCAUUUACAUGUACUUCAACCUCAUCAUAGGUUGCUUCUCCAUAUUCAGCUGCUGCUGCAGAGACAGAGUCAGACCCAGCACAGAACAAACUGCUCCUCACGAUGCACCGCAAAAGACGGAAACGUCCCCCAUUGUCUAGCCACAUCAUUUAUCUUAUCAUUCAGUUCUAUAAACAGUUAGGUCUACUGUACUUUUAAUUACUCAGUAGUCAUUGUCCAAGUUUUGCUCUC
Seminavis robusta is the source of this 939-nucleotide messenger RNA. The record is from the annotation of a GenBank genome assembly. NCBI's taxonomy places the organism in Eukaryota, Bacillariophyta, Bacillariophyceae, Naviculales, Naviculaceae.